Nematolebias whitei (Rio pearlfish) is the source of this 2204-nucleotide messenger RNA. It is a transcript of the gene tpcn2, whose product is annotated as two pore segment channel 2. Gene Ontology annotation, cellular component: lysosomal membrane. The record is from RefSeq and is a predicted model, not a curated record. The transcript has 25 exons. NCBI's taxonomy places the organism in Eukaryota, Metazoa, Chordata, Actinopteri, Cyprinodontiformes, Rivulidae. Gene Ontology annotation, biological process: monoatomic ion transport; transmembrane transport. Gene Ontology annotation, molecular function: voltage-gated channel activity; monoatomic ion channel activity. Bases 27 to 2204 code for a protein of 725 amino acids.
GGAACGGAGGAGGAGGUUCCAGGAGGAUGUGCUCCGUCACCGAGAGGAGCUCAGAUGACGCUGGUCUCUACAUUCAACAAGCCGUUGUAUUCAUUGAGGAUGCCGUCCACUACCGGUCCAUCAACCACCGGGUGGACGCCCGGUCUCUCCACCUGUAUCGAUGGUACUACUCCAGGAUAUGUCAGUGGUGCUUGGGGGUCAUCAUUGCAGUUGUGUUAUUGCUAGCAUUUGUGGAGCGUCCGUCCUCCCUGUCCAUCUCUUCAGACCCCCGCCACAGAUCUGUAGCCUGGGAGCCUCCCUGUGGCUUCACCGAGAGUAUUGAGAUAAUCUGCCUCAUCCUCUUCACGCUGGAUCUCGCUGUCAAGAGCUACUUAAUUGGCUGGGAGGAAUUCAGGAAAAGCAAAUGGCUCAUCAGCUUCACGGUGGUCAUUUCUGUCUCCGUCAUCGAUUGGAUGUUGUCUGUCAGCAUGCUGUGUCACGAGAAACUGAGGGUGCGGCGGCUUCUGAGGCCGUUCUUCCUGCUGCAGAACUCCUCGUUGAUGAAGAAGACACUGAAGUGCAUCAAGAGGACUCUGCCUGAGAUCGCCAGUGUUAUACUGUUGCUGGCUUUGCACCUCUGCCUCUUCACCAUGAUCGGCAUGCUGCUGUUUGCUAAAACUGAAGAUCCCAAGAAAAAUGGGGAGUGGGAGUUACAUUUCAGGGACAUGCCCAGUUCCCUGACCUCUCUGCUGGUGCUGCUAACCACAGCGAACAACCCCGACGUGAUGAUCCCUGCCUAUUCACUCAACAGAAUCUACGCCAUUUUCUUUGUCACCUUCAGUGUCAUUGGAACCUACUGUCUGAUGAACCUACUGACCGCCAUCAUCUAUAACCAGUUCAGGGGAUACUUACUGAUGUCAAUGCAGACAUCCAUCAUCAGGAGGCGGCUGGGGGUUCGAGCAGCUUUCCAAGUCCUCAGCUGUCAGUGUGGACAUGCAGAAGAUGCUCAAGAGCUUGUGAGUGUUGAUGCUGUGCUGGAAGUGAUGACCAAAGUCAAGAUGAAGAGCUACUAUAAAACAGCUAUCAAUACGGCGGUGCGGCGGUACGCAGACGUGGGCUCCAUGGAUCGGCUGCAGUUCAAGGAGAUUUUUGAUGAACUGGAUAAGGAUUGCAUCAAAGAGCACCCUCCUCUGCCUCAGUACACAUCGCCGGCCCUUCAGAGGCUGCAGGCGGUCUUCAGUCACUACUAUCUCACUGUACUUGGUAACGCAGUGGCACUGGCCAACGUCAUGUGCAUUUGUACUAUCCUGGUCCUGAAUUCUGAAAAGUCGACAGCAGAGAGAGACAACAACGUCUUGGAGGUCACCAACUUGUGCUUCAUCCUCUACUACUUGUUUGAAAUGUCUGUGAAGAUCUUUGCCUUUGGUUGGAGAGGCUACCUGUCAUACAGGAACAACAUCUUUGAUGGUUUUCUCACCAUUCUCUUACUGGUGCUGCAGAUCUCUAUAUUCAUCAGCUACAGGCUUCCUGAUUCACCCUGGGACCCCUCUUCUCAUGGUGGUCUGUCUCUGUGGGAGAUGAUCCGGUUGGUCAACAUGCUGAUCGUGUUCCGCUUCCUGCGCAUCAUCCCAAACAUUAAGCUUAUGGCUCUCGUUGCAAGCACUGUUUUGGACCUGGUGAAGAACCUGCGGGCGUUUGCCGGAGUGCUGGUGGUUGUGUACUAUGUGUUUGCUGUGUUUGGAAUCUGGCUGUUUGAAGGAGCAAUAAAACCUCCUGAAAUGAGUGUACACUCCAACUCCUCCAUGGAGAACAUCACGUCUAACUUCAGCGUGACGUGCGGCACGUACGAGCAGCUGGGCUACUGGCCAAACAACUUUGAUGACUUUGCUGCUGCAAUUAUUUUGCUCUAUGACGUGAUGAUAGUCAACAACUGGCAGGCCUUCAUCGACGCCUACAGCAGAUACACAACCGAAUGGUCCAAGAUCUACUUUGUAUGUUGGUGGCUCACCUCCUCAGUCAUGUGGGUCAACUUGUUCGUGGCGCUGAUCUUAGAGAACUUCAUCUACAAGUGGGACCGCAGUCACAGCUGCUCUGUUACAGACGUGGAGAAGAUCAGAUAUGAAACUUCUGUUCAGUUCAUGUUCAAAGAGCAGAUCCAAGAGCCAACAGAAGAGGAGUUAGUCUGUCAACUUCACCAGCACCCCCACUUACACAUCCAGUGGUGA